AUGAAUAUUUGUCGGUAUUUGUCACGCUUGCCGGAAGGUUAGAUCUCGAUGAUCAAAUCGAGCCAAACCUCAUAAACACGCGAUACGAGCGGGGCGUUAGCGGCUCCAUAGGAUUUUCAUCUUUUUACAUAGAAUGGAGGAGAUCGACAAUAUAAUAAUUCACUCGUUGCGACAAAUAGGCUGUGACAUUGAGGAGAGCGUAACAAACCUAAGUGGCUUUAAUACUGAAUUAGUUGUCGAAGCAACAGUGAGAUGUUUAGAAGCGAUAAGGCCAGGUUUAGGAUUGUCUACCGUACUACCUGUAAAUAUGGCAGCACGUUUUCGACUGGGUGCUACUCUUGCACAAACAUGCACGGAACUUGGAUACAGAGGUGACAUUGGUUAUCAAACAUUCCUAUAUAACUCGGAAGCAGAUUUACGAAGGGUAUUUAUGUUUCUCAUUGAAAAACUGCCAAAAGAAAGUGAGAAAACUGUAAACGAAUCCAUCAGUAAAGUUGCUUUAUUAGAAAAAUCAGUAGCAUCUGCAAUAUCACAAGGACUUUCGAUACCUUGGUUACCAUAUUAUUGUCAUAAAAAGGGAGUCAGGAACAGAGGAAGAGCGAGUAUCCCUUAUGUAUCUGUAAAUAUCGAGGUACCGGUUCCAAAUAUGGGAGAUGAUUACAAAGACUAUUACAUGCGCUAUUUACAACCAGUGCCUGAUCAAAUGCAAAAUAUUUCAUGCUUUUUACCUUCUAUGAUAUCGUAUAAUGCAAAAGCACUUAAUGCUUCUUCGAUGGAUAUUAUGGAGCGCAUAAGUUGGUUGAAUAACCAACAAUCUGAAAAAAUUGCUCAUUCUAGUGCACAUAAUAUUGUCAAUGAGCUUAGCAAGUUCUCAUUAGAGAACAAGACACAAACUUCAGCAAAUUCUCAAGUAGAACCAGAAUUUGCAACACAUUCAGUGCUUCCAGAUCAGGAAACAUUAAAAAACAAAGCAAAACAGGAAGUUGAAAUAGAAAAUAUGAAAGCAGAGUGUGAAACUCUUAAAGUAAAUAUAGAAGAAAUACAAAGCGAAAUCAAAAAACUAACUACUAAAUUAGCACACGCGACGAUCACUGGCCAGAAUGAAGAAAAGGAAUUAAAAAUUAAUGAAGAACAAAAGAAAGUUAAAGCAAGAGCAUACGAAUUGCUUCAAGAUGGACCAGAGAACAUAAAGAAAUUGGAAUGUGCGAUUGAGAUUAGCACAAACAAAUUGAUUAAUUUAGCAAAUCAAUGGGAGAAGCACAGAGUACCCUUAAUUAUGAAGUAUAGACAAGAAAGGGAAAAGCAUUCCACAAAAGCUAACGCGAGCCAAAAGAAGUUAGAUGAGAUAAAAUUAUUGAAAGAAAAAGAGAAAGAACUUCAAGAGGAAUGUCGAAAUAAGGACCAACAGCAUUCACAGUUGGUUGCGGAAGUUCAAAAACUUCCAAAAGAAGUAAAUAGAUCUGCAUAUACUCAACGAAUCUUGGAAAUAAUAAAUAAUGUUAGGAAACAGAGAGACGAAAUAAAUAAAGUUUUGGCAGACACUCGUGAGAUUCAGAAGGAAAUCAAUACCCUUACUGGCAGAUUAGAGAGAUCUUUCACCGUUGUGGAUGAACUGAUAUUCCGAGAUGCGAGAACGAACGAAGCUUCGAGAAAAGCGUACAAACUAUUAGCGACGUUACAUUCGGAUUGCAACGAACUCGUAAGUUUAGUCGAGGAAACAGGCGCAACAAUACGAGAGAUUAGGGAUUUAGAAGAACAGAUCGAUUCCGAAUCCGCUAAGAAUGUCGGCGCUAAUUUGGAAAGAAUAACUGCCGAUUUGAAACAGAUGAAACAAGAAACCGCUGCAUUAACGGCACAAUUACAAAAUAAAGCCUCGUGAUUGUUAUGUAUAGUGUGGUUGCAUUUUACAUGUUGUAAUAUUCAGGACCAGAUAAAAAUAUAUUCAAUGCAGAAUAUAAAUGAAUAUGAUCAAAUGCAUCGAAGACCAAACAUUUUUUAGCCGUACGGCUGGCAAGAUAUAUCGCGAUAUUGCCUGCAAAAAUCUUUGCGAAUCUACUAAGUUGGCUGCUGAAAAACGUGCCUUGGCCUGGAAGUCAGGCGCUAGGCUUUUAUAGCCUCGGGCCAAGUGUAUAAUAAUAACACAUUAACAUCUCAAUGCUCAAAGGAACAUCAUUUGUUACAAAGCCUAAUAAUUUUUUAGCAUCGAGUUCAACUUUCAUAUUUCACGCAGCUUGAAAAAGAUCUGAUUACAGCUGUAAAUAAAACAAAUGCUGAAACACAUCACUUUUAAGUAAAGAACAUGUACAAAAUAUAAGAUGUGUA
This is a messenger RNA of Camponotus floridanus (Florida carpenter ant), 2322 nucleotides long. RefSeq names its product coiled-coil domain-containing protein 22 homolog. Gene Ontology annotation, molecular function: cullin family protein binding. Gene Ontology annotation, biological process: positive regulation of ubiquitin-dependent protein catabolic process. The coding region runs from base 134 to 1879 and encodes 581 amino acids. Lineage: Eukaryota; Metazoa; Arthropoda; Insecta; Hymenoptera; Formicidae. The transcript has 8 exons. The record is from RefSeq and is a predicted model, not a curated record.